AUGGAGGUGCUCGUCAAAGGAAAACACGAGUGUGGCGAUCGAGACGAACGUGAGGAGGAAGUGAACGAGGGCGCGGCGAAAAUGGGCAAACGAAAGGCGCGGGCGAUACGUGGUGAACGGACCGAGGGGCGCGACAGGAGUAGACGGCGCCUUGUGCGGGGCGGGGCGGAUAGCGAUGGGGUGUUGCGUGCACGGUCGCAGUGGUCGCUCACGGGUGAAGGGGGGAUAUUAAUUGCAGAGCAAGAUGCUGCCAAUGGAGAUGUAGAUGCACGAUGUCCUGCUUGCCUGGGUACUUCUUUGGGUGUUCCUUCCGUCUGA
This is a messenger RNA of Sporothrix schenckii 1099-18, 318 nucleotides long. RefSeq lists its product as uncharacterized. NCBI's taxonomy places the organism in Eukaryota, Fungi, Ascomycota, Sordariomycetes, Ophiostomatales, Ophiostomataceae. The record is from RefSeq and is a predicted model, not a curated record. The transcript has a single exon. The coding region runs from base 1 to 318 and encodes 105 amino acids.